Messenger RNA from Caenorhabditis elegans, 1337 nucleotides. RefSeq names its product G-protein coupled receptors family 1 profile domain-containing protein (gene npr-12). Bases 2 to 1177 code for a protein of 391 amino acids. Gene Ontology annotation, biological process: signal transduction; G protein-coupled receptor signaling pathway. The transcript is spliced from 7 exons. Gene Ontology annotation, molecular function: neuropeptide Y receptor activity; G protein-coupled receptor activity. Gene Ontology annotation, cellular component: membrane. The record is from RefSeq and is marked reviewed. Lineage: Eukaryota; Metazoa; Nematoda; Chromadorea; Rhabditida; Rhabditidae.
UAUGCAACCGCCAAACUCUACGGGACAAUGGACAGAAAUUCACUGCGAUUGGUUUGCAGAAAUGCAAAAUUAUCAGAACAGUCUCUACAAAAUAAAUUUUGAUGGAUCCCCAAUAGUGCCAAUGUAUGGGUUGGUGUGCUCAUUCGGAGCUCUUGCCAACUUUAUCGUUCUCCUCGCAUUUGUCAGAACUGCAAAUCUUCGAAACUUGAGAAACAGUUUCAUUGUGAAUUUGGCAUUUUCCGAUUUGAUUCUGUGUGUGGUCACAGCGCCAGUCACUCUCUAUACGAGUUUAAAUUUAUUUUGGCCAUUCGGAGAUUGGUCGUGCAAGUUUCUCGCUGGUGUUCAAGCAGUGAACACAUUUGUUUCAUCACUUACUCUUGCAUUCAUUGCAAUGGAUCGUGUUCUUCUAACACUUUGUCCAGUUCGAUGGAGAUUAGCAGCAACUGCACCACUUUUAUGCUAUGGUGUCGUAUGGAUCAUUUCGAUCAUAGUUGCUCUUCCAUAUGCAUUGGCAGUAAGCUCAAAGUUGGCUCCAUUUGAUCCAUGGAGUGAUAGAGCAACUCCCAAAAUGCUAACCUAUUGCAACCGUCAAGUGCCAGAAAUAUGUGCAGAGAUGCAAGAAGCCUGGGAUAAUGCAAUUGUCUCAAAAACCACGUACACAUUUGUAGUACUUGGUAUUCAAUAUAUUCUACCACUUGCUGCCUUGGCAUAUGCAUAUUUCCAAAUCGGGUCAACAAUUCAAAAACGAUCAAAAGUAUCACGUACAGUGGAUACAACAAGAAGAAUGCAAAUGCAAAAUAGAAAUCGAAGAGCUCUUUUGUUGCUCUUUUUGUUAGUACUCACAUAUGCCGUGUGUUGGGCUCCAAUGAAUAUUUAUCAUGUUUUGAAUGGUCUCGAGAUUAUUAACUAUUCACAAAAUAUGUACAUCUUCUGUCAUUUGGUCGGAAUCUCUUCAACGUGUGUUAAUCCAAUAGUAUAUGCACUGGUCAAUGAAUCAUUUAGAAAUGCUUUACAAUCAAUGAUUCUUCAAUUCCGCCCGUGUUACGUCACAACUACCGGUACAGCAGCCACCAACGUGUAUGCAUAUUCUGCGACUUCGAAGGCGGAAAAUGUCACUUUGAUGCGUGAUCCUUUCUCAACAACUCCUCGUCCAAAUGAACGCCCAGACAGUGUUUGAGUCUAUAACAUAUUCUACUCCAAUUUAAACAUUUUAAUAUGAUUCAUCACGACAUAAUUGUAUUGUAUAUUUCUCGGGUGCCACCGAUUUCUCAACGUUCUCAAUGAAUUUUUUCAUUUGACUUUAUGGUUUGAAAAUGAAUUUUUUAACUGUUUCAAAA